Peronospora farinosa is the source of this 933-nucleotide messenger RNA. The record is from the annotation of a GenBank genome assembly. NCBI's taxonomy places the organism in Eukaryota, Oomycota, Peronosporomycetes, Peronosporales, Peronosporaceae.
AUGAUGUCGAGUGCGUUCUUGGUGUGUAAAGUGCGACAUAAUGUGAGUCUGUCACCAUGUCACGCCACUGAGCCACGCGUAGGAAUCGAUCAGGAUCUGACAGAGCAGCUUAUGCGCUAUUCAGAGCCUUUACAGGGUGUAGUAUUGAGCUUUAGCAACGUACAGCUGGACCGACCCUAUGGCGCUAUUGUGAACGAGAUGCCGUUUAUCCACUGCAAAGUCCUGGCGGAUGCGCUUGUAUUUCAGCCUCAAGUGGGUAUGCAACUACGUGGUAUUGUCAAUAAGAUAGGCAGCAACCACAUUGGUAUGCUCUUUGCGGGCGUCUUUAACGGCUCAGUGGCUGAAGCGGAGCUGCCCAAGGGAUUCGUACAUAACUACGCUCAGGACUGCUGGCUGGGUGAGGAUGGCUCGACCAUCUCUGUGGAAGAUGAAGUGGAUGUGAAAGUGUUGCGUGUUCAUGUUGCUGGAGGAAUGAUUGCGAUUGAGGGCACGAUGCGUUUUGCCAACGUCAGAGUUGUGACACCUUUGUCGGUGAAAAAGAUUAAGAAGGCUACGCAUCUUAACUUGGAAGCAGGAGAGUCGAUUACGAAGUCGAAUAAGGAAAAGAAGGUCAAGAAACGGAAGGAGGGUGAGGAAAAGAAGCUCAAGAAUGCAAAGGAGGUGGAGGUAGUCACGGUGAAAAAAACCAAGGUGGUGGAAGGUGAGGAAACUCAAGUGAAGAAGGCCAAGAAGACCAAGAAGGUUGAAGAAUUUGAGGUGAAGAAAGUUUACGUUGAAGAAGCCACUCAUACGAACGACAAGAAGAAAAACAAGAAGCGCAAGCUUGUGGAAGAUGUAGUAGAAAAGGAAGAGGAGAUGGUAGUGGUGAAACCAAAGAAACACAAGGAAAGAGACGCCAAGAAGAAAAAGCACAAGAAGGGCAAGCAAGACUAG